Molecule: messenger RNA, 1077 nt
Organism: Ophidiomyces ophidiicola
Lineage: Eukaryota; Fungi; Ascomycota; Eurotiomycetes; Onygenales; Onygenaceae
Exons: 1
Coding region: 1-1077 (358 amino acids)
Molecular function (GO): nitronate monooxygenase activity
Source: RefSeq, a predicted model, not a curated record
AUGGCUCACCCAACCACCACCACCGCCCUCGCCACGGCCUACCCGUGGACGAAGUCCCCCAUCAUUGCCUCUGCUCCUAUGCUUCGCAUCGCGCUUGCCCCCCUUGCAGUUGCUGUCUCUCGGGCGGGCGGCUUCGGCUUCCUUGCGGCCGGCUUCGACAUGCAGGAGCUCGCAAAUACCUUUGAGCAUGCUGCCACCCUCGUCCGCCAACACCAGACCACUGCCGACACCCCCUUCACCGGCAUUGAUGCCGACGUCCUCCCCGUAGGCGUUGGCUUUCUCAACUGGGGCGCAGACAUCGACCAGGCUAUCCCCCUGAUCCGCAAAUACCGCCCCGCAGCGGUAUGGCUCUUCGCUGCAGCCCACCCAGCCGAUGCGUUGUAUAUGAAGUGGGCCGAACAGGUCCGCUCCGCUACCAACGGCAAGACCAAAAUCUGGGUGCAAGUCGGCACCGUGAGAGACGCCAUGUCCACCGCAACCUCCAUCCGCCCGGACAUGCUGGUCAUCCAGGGCUCGGAUGCCGGCGGCCACGGCCUCAAAGACUCGGCGAGCAUCAUCUCCCUCCUUCCCGAAGUCAGAGACGCACUGGAUGCCGCAGGUUUUGGCUCUAUGCCGCUCCUGGCGGCGGGCGGGAUUAUGGACGGGCGCGGCACCGCCGCGGCGACAUGCCUAGGUGCUGACGGAGUUGUUAUGGGUACGCGGUUUCUUGCGUGCGAGGAGGCGAAUGUGUCACCGGGCUACCAGAACGUGGUCCUGCAGGCCCAUGAUGGCGGGCUGGCGACGACCCGCACGACGGUGUAUGAUCGGGUACGCGGUUAUAAUAGGUGGCCGGUGGAGUAUGAUGGGCGUGGAGUGAAGAACCAGACCUACUACGAUGCGGAGAAAGGUAUGUCAGAUGAGGAGAAUAAGAGAUUGUAUGAGAUCGAGAUGAAGAAAGGGGAUGAGGGGUGGGGUCCCACGGGCCGCAUGACGACGUAUGCUGGGACGGGGGUAGGCUUGGUGAAUCAUGUUACGUCCGCGGAAAAGAUUAUAAAUGAGGUCCUAGACCAAGUAGGGAAGAUACUCCGUACAGUAUAG